This is a messenger RNA of Carassius gibelio (silver crucian carp), 1555 nucleotides long. Its product is annotated as regulator of G-protein signaling 9. The record is from RefSeq and is a predicted model, not a curated record. The coding region runs from base 36 to 1043 and encodes 335 amino acids. Gene Ontology annotation, biological process: regulation of G protein-coupled receptor signaling pathway. The transcript has 10 exons. Lineage: Eukaryota; Metazoa; Chordata; Actinopteri; Cypriniformes; Cyprinidae.
CAGUAUAUUGUUCUUUCAGGGGAAGAUAUUGUUGCAUGGAUUGUGAAUCGAUUCAGAAUAGAUGCUACAGAAGCCCGAGUUAUGGGGACAUGAUGGUGGCUUUCAGGUACAUCUAUCCACUACAAGAUCAUAAGAGACUCAUUCUUAAACCAGACACAUCCCUGUAUCGCUUUCAGACCCCAUGUUUUUGGCCUGCGCAGCAGUGGCCAGUGGAAGCCACAGACUAUGCUAUUUAUUUGGCAAAGAGAAAUAUAUGCAAGAAAGGGAUAUUGGAGCUCUAUGAACAGGAACAGUACAACAAUCUUUACAAAUGGAUGAAUCACAAGUGGGAUUUUAUUGUAAUGCAGGCUAAAGAGCAGUUCAAGGCAGGUAAGGAGAGGAAAAAGCCAGACCGGGUGGUUUUUGACUGUCAGGAGCGGGCCUACUGGGUUGUACAUCGGCCACCGGAUGGUCGAUGCCAAUAUGGAGGAGGUAAAGGCUAUCUCUGCCGCUUCACAGCACCUUUUCCUCAUCUGGCCGUGUAUACAGGCGUUUGUGAAGGGCAGUCCACUUCCUCCCCCGGGCUCAUGACACUGCCCAACAGUGCUGCCUGUUCGUCUCCCAUCAGUGUCGCCAAUGACAGCACUCCAGCCUCUGAGAGGAGGUUUGAUGGCAAUGGAUGGCCUUCCUCCUCCCAUUUCCCAUCUAUUGCAGAGGAGUCAGUAUCAGAGGAAGAGAACCAGCCACCUGCCCUAAAGUCACUGAGCAGACUCCUCCGCAGAGGAUGCAAUGCCCCGUCUGUCUUUGCCAGCCUAUCCCCGAAAUGUGCUGUGGCUUUAGGAGGAGGUAAAGUACAGCCGCCUGGAGUCGAGUCGCUUGCACAACCUCAGCCCAGAAGAAUUGCAAAUUUUUUUCAAAUCAAAGUUGACAUCCCACCUGAAUGCCGCAUCUACCCCGUUGAUUCAGAAGAUGAGGAAGAUGACAGUCCUAAUGCAGCAAGAGGAGGUGUGAAAGAAAUAAUUUGUCCAUGGGAAUCUGUCACCAAGAAAGAUGGAGCUGGAUAGAAGAGUCAUAGACGAGUCCGUAGAGAGGAGGGAAAUACACUGAACAACACUUGUGUCAUAAAUAUUUUGUCUUACAACCCCGAGAAUGCUGUGGUACUAAUGUAAGAGGUUUUAGGGAGUGCUUACAUGUUAUUGUAACCAAUGAUUUGGUUAUAAAAUGUUUAAAUGUUGGUUUUAUAUACAUAAAUUUGGAUUCUGAGGUCACUGUUAUUUUAUGAUUGAAGGGGCCUUAUUUUAAGUGAUUUUUCAUCCGUUUAUUUAGUGGUACGGACAAAAGAUUUUCUACUUGGCUUGUUCACUGUUUUAUAUAGCUGCAAAACAUUCAUAAAUGUGAAUUGCUUUAAUCAAUUUAAUUUUGUAGCAGUAAUUCUAGUGAGGCAGUAAAGCAGAAUGUGGAUACACAUUUGCUGUCUGAAUAACCUUUAAAAUGUUUACAGUUCACUUCAGAAUAUGAAUUUGUUCAUGACUCAUGUUUAAACUGUGUAAGUGCCUCAAUAAAUCAUUCAAAGGUU